Molecule: messenger RNA, 1942 nt
Organism: Dioscorea cayenensis subsp. rotundata (Guinea yam)
Lineage: Eukaryota; Viridiplantae; Streptophyta; Magnoliopsida; Dioscoreales; Dioscoreaceae
Product: polyamine oxidase 3-like
Exons: 10
Coding region: 284-1762 (492 amino acids)
Biological process (GO): polyamine catabolic process
Cellular component (GO): peroxisome
Molecular function (GO): polyamine oxidase activity
Source: RefSeq, a predicted model, not a curated record
GCUGUUUCCAAAAUCCAAACUUUCCAGGGAACGCUUGCUGGGAUUGCUUGAAUCUUGAAUCCAGUUCCGGCAUUGUUUCUCCGGUGAGCUUCCACUCCUCCCAAUCUGCGAGCUGGUAUAGGGAUUCCUUUUGGAUCUCCCCGCAUGAGCUGGUUCGUCAAUCUGGGGCAGAACUCCAAUUCCAAUCACUUCAUCACUUGCCUUUUGAUCUUCAUCCUUCAUUACUCCCCCCAGCUACUCUCUUCCGUAUUGAAUCCUUGGAAUCGUUGGAGCGGCAAUUGUCAUGGGUUUCAGUAUGGAGAACCGCACUGAUCUUCGUAGCAAGAAAGCUUCUAGCCCAAAUGUUGAGAGGAGGCAAAAACGCUCUCCAUCAGUUAUUGUCAUCGGAACUGGAUUUGCUGGCCUUGCAGCUGCUCGUGCCCUGAAAAAUGCAUCCUUCGAGGUUAUUCUCUUAGAAUCACGGGAUAGGAUUGGUGGCCGAGUUCACACCAACUAUUUAUUUGAUUUUCCUGUUGACAUGGGUGCCUCUUGGUUGCAUGGUGUCUGUGAAGAAAAUCCAUUGGCACCUUUAAUAGGAAGAAUGGGACUUCCACUUUACCGUACCAGCGGUGACAAUUCUGUACUAUUUGAUCAUGACUUGGAGAGCUAUGCUCUCUUUGAUACAGAUGGGCAUCAAGUUCCUCAAGAACUUGUUGAAAGAAUUGGCCAUGUGUUUGAGAAUAUACUAGAAGAGGCAAACAAACUGAGGCAGGGGAUGAGCGAAGACUUGUCUAUUGCUCAGGCUAUCGCAAGUGUCAUGGAGAGACGUCCAGAUUUGAGGCAAGAAGGACUUGGCCACAAGGUAUUGCAAUGGUACUUGUGCAGAAUGGAAGGUUGGUUUGCAGCAGAUGCUGACACAAUUUCACUGAAACACUGGGAUGAGGAAGAUCUGCUUCCUGGAGGUCAUGGGCUCAUGGUCCGUGGUUAUCGCCCUGUCUUAAAUGCUCUCGCUAGAGGCCUAGAUAUUCGUCUUCAUCACCGGGUUACAAAAAUAUUCCGGGGUAAGAAAGGAGUAGAAAUCACUGUCGAAAAUGGUAAAACGUUUGUUGUGGAUGCUGCUGUUAUUACCGUUCCCCUAGGUGUCCUCAAAGCCAAUUCCAUUAAGUUUGAGCCAAGACUUCCAGAUUGGAAGGAAGAAGCAAUUGCUGAUAUCGGCGUUGGGACAGAGAACAAGAUUGCCUUACACUUUGACAAGGUUUUCUGGCCUAAUGUAGAGUUCCUUGGAGUGGUCUCUUCCACUUCUUAUGGUUGCAGCUAUUUCCUUAAUCUUCACAAAGCAACAGGUCAUCCGGUCCUUGUUUACAUGCCUGCAGGUCGGCUUGCCCAUGACAUUGAAAAGAUGUCUGACGAGGCUGCUGCCAGGUUCGCCUUUUCUCAGCUGAAUGAAAUCCUCCCAGAUGCAUCUGAACCGAUUCAGUACCUGGUCUCACACUGGGGAACAGAUGUGAACUCUCUUGGUUCUUACAGCUAUUGUGCCGUCGGGAAGUCCUCUAACCUCCAUGAGAAGUUACGGGUCCCCGUCGAUAAUAUUUUCUUCGCAGGGGAGGCCACAAGCCUGAAGUAUACUGGAACAGUGCACGGCGCAUUCUCUACUGGACUGAUGGCAGCUGAAGAAUGCCGGAUGCAUUUGCUCGAGAGAAACGGGGACUCGGAGGUGUUUCAUCCAGUGUCAGGAGGGGAAAUCACCUCCAUCUCUGUUCCUUUACUUAUUUCUCGAAUGUAGUUUACCUGAAACAUUCCAUUCAUUGCUUGAGAAAACUUGUUUUCUAUUCUCAAAGCAUUUUGGAAUGCAUAUUCUAAGCUAUAAAAGGGUUGUGAAAGAAAGUAGGACAUUAAAUAUCAACUUGUUGUGGCCCUAGUAAUUAUCUCCUGCUGGUAUAAAUAAAAUAUGACAAAUUCUUCA